Molecule: messenger RNA, 1482 nt
Organism: Oryzias latipes (Japanese medaka)
Lineage: Eukaryota; Metazoa; Chordata; Actinopteri; Beloniformes; Adrianichthyidae
Gene: senp8
Product: SUMO peptidase family member, NEDD8 specific
Biological process (GO): proteolysis; protein deneddylation
Molecular function (GO): cysteine-type peptidase activity; deNEDDylase activity
Source: RefSeq, a predicted model, not a curated record
GGACCUUCUGUCCUCCAUUUUGUCGCAAAAAUAUUUACGGUCUGCUUCAGAAACGAUUUACGUUCGUUACUGCAAUGAGGGACAACGCUGCCGUUUUGAUGGCUCGUUUUGAGUGAACUGUCACAGCUGACAGCCAUAUAGUGGAGGAUGGAUCCUGUGGUUCUGAGCUACCAGGACAGCCUGUUGCGGCGCUCCGACGUGUCCCUCCUGGAGGGGCCGCACUGGCUCAAUGACCAGGUCAUCGGUUUUGCCUUUGAGUAUUACGCUGCUGAGCGCUUCCGCGUCCUGGGAGGUGCCGUCAUCUUCAUCAGCCCGGAGGUCACCCAGUUCAUCAAGUGUGCCUCCUGUCCCGACGAGCUGGCGCUCUUCCUGGAGCCGCUGAACCUCACCGCUCACAGCUGGGUCUUCCUCGCCGUCAACGACAACUCCAGCCAGACGGCCGGAGGCUCCCACUGGAGCCUCCUGCUCUACCACCACAGCUCCAACCACUUUGCACACUAUGACUCUCAGAACGGCAGCAACUCGCUGCACGCUCGGCGCAUCGCCAGCAAGCUGGAGCCGUUUCUGGGCCCGGGGAGGAAAGCUCUGUUCAUGGAGGAGCCCUGCCCGCCGCAGCAGAACAGCUAUGACUGUGGCAUGUAUGUCAUCUGCAUCGCGGAGGCCUUGUGCGAGAGCAUCAGAGCGGAGGGCUCGCCGCGCCUUCCCGUGCAGGUCCUCACGCCGGCCUACAUUACCCAGAAACGGGCAGAGUGGCGCAGACUGAUCCAGAGUUUGGCUCAGAACGACCUGUGCUGCUCGCUGACCUUCCCUUAGCAUGCUGACUGCAGACCAGCUCUGCACACUCCUACUGCUGGGAAAUCUGAAUGCACUUCAACGUCUACGUAUAAAGUCCGUCCCUCCUACAUCCUCAGAGGCCCAUGAAAGGAAAGACUGGAAAGCUUCAGAGAACGGCCGGUGUCCCGUUUAUCCCAUGUGUGUGCACGGCCGUAUGUAGUAUGUAAACAAGAACACCAGCAUGCCUAGAAAGCUGAAACUCUCGCCUUCACGCUUCGACCAACAGAGAACGCAUGGCGUGGAAAUGUUUACGCAGAUUACCGCUCAGGGUCAUUUUUAAUGAACUUAAUUGACAAUAAGAAUGUGCUGCUUCUGUCUUUCACCGCUUUGGAUGUGUGGGUGGGGCAAAGGGCGUGGCCCGCGUUGGUGGAGAAGGGCCUGUUUAGGUUCUGACAGAGCAUCAAACUCACCGUAAGGUGACCAGAAGAAAAAUGGCUUUAAACUCGCUCUGUGGCUCUUCUUUAAGCUUGUAGGUUGAUUUUUUUUGUAGUUUGUCCAUCAACUUUUGUUUGGCUGCUGCAUUUUGAAAAACCAUAAGUCUGUUUUUAUUUCCCUUUGAAGAUGUCUGCAUCGUGAGGAGGAUUGGAAUAUUUUAUCAAGCUGUCUAAAUGAUGAUUCUGACAGAUUAAAGGUCAAAAAGAAAAAAGG